ACUGUUCAAAGGUGAGGUAAGGAGGAAACGGCGCACUCAGAUAAUGCUAAAGUUAGAGAUACCUGCGUGAACUUCUGUCCGCAGUGAAUUUACUAUAAAUAUAUAAAUAUAUACACUCAAGAUAAUGUCUAAAAGGGACUUCAUCCCACCGGAUUACCUCCGGAUGCGAGAAAACGUGCGCAUCAUGCAGACCCAUGAGGCAGUGGUGGACAUAAUCCAUGGCAGAAGUGUAGGCUAUAAUCUGUUGGAUGCAUUUACAUAUGGACUAGGUCUAGGUAACUACCCUUCAGAGUUUGUGGAGUAUGUGGAAUCUUCAGAUGAUGAUUAUAAUGAUGAUGAUGAUGAUGAUGAUGACCAUUUUGGCAGCCAGAGCAAUAGAUACUGUGGUUUCACUCCAAACUUUCUGGAUAGAGGAAUUCCAAAAACACUGCCUGCAAUAGCCUUUAGAUCCGUCAAAGGUGUUUCUCCAGAGGAGGCUGCAAAAAAUGCUAAAGAACUGGUAGAUGAAGAGGAAAAACUUAAGAUGAAAGCAGAGAAAAAAAAACAGAAGAAAAUGAGGCAGCGUGAAAGAAAACGGCUUGAAAAAAUAGAGAAAGAAAAUGCAGAUAAAAGCAAAAAGGUUAGUACUGCAUCAGAGAAGCCUGCAGAAAAAGAGUAUAAAAAGAAGAAUAAAACAAAUAACAGUGCACCCGUACCUCCUGAACCUGACCCUGGCCCUCAGACCCAUGAAGCUUCUGAAAACAGUGACUGUUCUGAUGAAGAAGAUGAUCAGGAGAGUGUAACUGAGGAACUGGAGGAACUAGAUAUGAACAGCUGUUUUGUGACAAAUGCAGCAGCCAUCGCUAAGCGCAAAAUAGAACAGAAACCUAAACCUGACAGGAAAGACAAAAAAGAAGAGAAUCUCAGGAAACAUGGGGCAAUAAAAACAAGAACAAAAGAGCCCCACAAUCAGCCUAAACAGACUCAUGAGGAGAAGGAGUCGUCGGGAGAGACAGUUGACUUUGUCACAAAGAGCCUGGUUCUAGCAACAAUGGGAAACGAUUAUGCUGCAGCAGGCAAUUUGGAAAUGGCUGUGAUGUAUUUUACUGAUGCUAUUAAACACAAUCCUAAAGAGUUUAAGUUGUUUGGAAAUCGUUCCUUCUGUUAUGAGAAAAUGCAGCAAUAUGAGAGAGCUUUAGCAGAUGCGGAUAUUGCUCUGUCAUUAAGCCCAACAUGGAUUAAAGGACUCUACAGGAAAGGAAAAGCACUGGUUGGACUUAAGAGAUACUAUGAUGCUAGUCUGAUCUAUAAGGAAGUUUUAAAGUUGGACAGCUCCUGUACUGACGCUGCUCAGGAGCUGAUGAGGGUACAGAUAAUGCAGUUAAUGGAUAUGGGCUUCACUCGAGAGCAGAGUUCAAACGCGCUGAUUAUACACGGAACCGUAGAGAAAGCCUUAGAAGCUCUAUCUGGCCUGCAGGGCAGUAUUGUAGCUAGCCCUGUGCCUGCAGAAGAGGAAUGGGAAUUUGCAGAAAGAAAGCAGCCUUCUAAAGUCCCACUCAGAACAGUCUCUCAGAACCAGCCUAGACCCAACACAGCAGUCAUGCCCACUCCCCCAGAGCUGUUUCCCAUCUGGGUUGGGGACUUAGUGCCUGAAAUAUCGGAGUCAGAAAUCUAUGAGCUGUUCCGUGUCUUUGGACCAGUGUACAGUGUAAAAGUACUGCGGGCAAGACGCUGUGCUUUUGUUAACUUCACCAGCAAAGAUCACAGUGAAAAAGCCAUCCGAGAAAUGCAUGGUUAUGCUGUUGCAGGGACUACUCUUGUGGUGCGCUAUCCUGACAGACUCCACUCACAUCUUGGCGCAUCCAAAGCUGCAGCAACAGAUACUGCAAAAGUUAAUAAAUUGCCUGACGAGUGUUAUUUCUGGAGGACGACAGGCUGCAUUAAGAAUAAUCGCUGUUCCUACAGACAUGUGCCGGAGCACAAGGGCGUUGAUCGAGCCAAAGCUAAGUUUUGAUUGAGCUAUCUGAUGCAACCAGAGAAACUGAUGUUAAUCCAAGGAUCACAAUUAUUCAUAUUCUAUCUCACAUUGAGUUAAGAGACCUAAUUAGUGUGUACACAAUAUACAUACAGGGUGAAUACACUAAAGUUUGCAGUACCCUCUUUUAUUUCAGAAACAAAAGGGAAAAUUACAUAUCUGAAUAUUCCAGCAAGCAUUGGGUUAGGGGGUUGGGUUAUCGUCUUUUAGGCUGUGUCUGGGACAUGGCCGCCAUCUUAAAAGGUGCCAUAUUUUGUUUCUGAAAUAAAAGGUUGUCCAUCAAUUUUUGAGUCACCCUGUUCAUACCUCUACGAAAGGAAGAAUUAUCGGUAAUGGAUGCUGUUUUGCUGAGAUGCCCAGAUUGUUUCCUUGACUGCAACAAUCAGUAUUGAUUUAAAGGCCAAAAUGUUCAUGUUUUGUUUGAUUUCAUCUUGAUGGCCUUUUCAACUGUGUGGGCCAACUUUGAUCCAUAUACCAUAUUUGUAAUCUCCAUUUUUUUCUUUUAAAACAAGUUCUUGAAACAAACCUACAUUCUGUGUUCUUUGCCAUCAGUAAUUGGAUUAAAAGAAAAAAAAGCUCCCUGCAGAUGUUUGAGUUCUUGUGCUUUGAAUGUUGCUGACUUUAUUUUUCUAUGAACAUUUGGUUUUAAAUACAAUUUGUCUUAAACAUUUUACUUUACACUUGUAUGUCUUAAAUCAGAGAAUGUUUUGACCUGUUAGUCUUGAUUAGGCUUUGUAAAGGUUUUCCCCUUGUUUUGUAUUCCAGUUUUCCCCCCUCCUCGUCUCCUCCGGUGUUGUGAUUUUAUUCAUGGUUCAGGAAUAUUAACCCCACUAUAAACAAGUGAAAGACUUUUUUUUUUUUUUUUUUUUUUUUUUUUUUUUUUUUUUUUUUUUUUA
Messenger RNA from Astyanax mexicanus (Mexican tetra), 2910 nucleotides. RefSeq lists its product as uncharacterized. NCBI's taxonomy places the organism in Eukaryota, Metazoa, Chordata, Actinopteri, Characiformes, Acestrorhamphidae. The coding region runs from base 125 to 1993 and encodes 622 amino acids. The record is from RefSeq and is a predicted model, not a curated record. The transcript is spliced from 18 exons. Gene Ontology annotation, molecular function: RNA binding; metal ion binding; protein binding.